This is a messenger RNA of Sceloporus undulatus (fence lizard), 1073 nucleotides long. Its product is annotated as myosin light polypeptide 6-like. The record is from RefSeq and is a predicted model, not a curated record. Gene Ontology annotation, molecular function: structural constituent of muscle; calcium ion binding. The transcript has 7 exons. Bases 129 to 758 code for a protein of 209 amino acids. Gene Ontology annotation, cellular component: myosin II complex. NCBI's taxonomy places the organism in Eukaryota, Metazoa, Chordata, Lepidosauria, Squamata, Phrynosomatidae.
AUCACACAGCAUCUCACAGGGCUAUUUAAACUGUGGACAAGAAAAAGCCACCCCCUUGAGCCAAGGGUCCUGCCUACAUGUGCUGCUGAGUCUGCUCCUCCACAUUGGUAGGAGAAAAGCCAGCCAACAUGCCACCCAAGAAGGAUGCCCCAGUGAAGAGGCCAGUAGCCCCACCGCCCAAGACAGCAGCUAAACCAGCAGCAGCAAAACCAGUAGCCCCAGCAGCUAAAGGCAAAGCGCCAGAAACAGCACCAGCAGCACCUCAGAAGCCCAAAGAGCCCCCAAUCGACCUCUCCAAAGUGGUGAUUGAAUUUACUAAGGAGCAGUUGGAGGAUUACAAGGAGGCCUUUGGGCUCUUUGAUCGGGUCGGCGAUGGCAAAAUCCAGCUGAGCCAAUGUGGAGAUGUGAUGAGAGCCCUGGGCCAGAACCCCACCAAUGCUGAGAUCAUGAAAGUCCUGGGACACCCCAAGGCUGAUGAGCUGAAUUCAAAACGGGUGGAGUUUGAAGAGUUCCUGCCCAUGCUACAGACCAUUGACAAGAAUAAAGAUCAAGGCACCUAUGAAGAUUACGUGGAGGGGCUGAGGGUCUUUGAUAAAGAGGGGAAUGGUACUGUCAUGGGGGCAGAGCUGCGCCAUGUCCUUGCCACUCUUGGUGAAAAAAUGACAGAGGAGGAAGUGGACACCCUGUUGGCUGGGCAUGAAGAUGCCAAUGGUUGCAUUAAUUAUGAAGCCUUUGUUAAACACAUCAUGGCAAGCUGAGCUGAUGUCAACAAAGUCGCUUAAAAUGGUGCUGAACCCUUCAAACGGGUUUCCUCAGUCCGUUGCUCUCCUGUGCUGUCGGUAUUCCUUUUGUUUCUGCCUUUGUAUAAACACAACCUGCCACCAAUCCCUUUCCCCACCCCCACAUUGGCUGCAAAGUCAUUUUAUUUAUAUUACGUGGGAACAUCAGUGAGUGAUCACCCAUUGAAGCAGAAGGGGGCACCAGUGAAAUGUUUUACACACACAGCCUCAACCUGAAACCUACAUUCUUCAGUCACUGGACUCUAUAAACACAAAUAAUUUCAUUCCCUCCUA